UGAAGGCCUCGAAUGAGAAAGACUCAACCUCCUUCUGGCGUACCAUUACGGGGCUCCUGGGCCAGGAGCGGAUUGGUCCCAUAUGUACUGUAGAACCCCAGGAGUGGAUGAAAUAUUUUCAAACCUUCUUCUAUGACGACAAAGCUCAGCACAAUGAUCCAAGUGCCUACUCCGAGAACUCACCAUAUUGGCCUCCUGUCUCCAUAGAGGAG
Molecule: messenger RNA, 212 nt
Organism: Podarcis lilfordi (Lilford's wall lizard)
Lineage: Eukaryota; Metazoa; Chordata; Lepidosauria; Squamata; Lacertidae
Source: the annotation of a GenBank genome assembly